AUGGCAGCCAACGUUCUCAACUUUUUCUCAGAUAGCAAAUCUGUAUUUUGGGCGUAUGUGUUUUGGUUGUUUGGUGGUAUUUUUGGCUUGCACCAUUUUUAUUUACGGCGGGAUAGACAUGCAUUUAUUUGGUGGUCAACUCUUGGAUGCUUUGGAGUUGGUUGGCUGCGAGAAGUUUUUCGGAUCCCACGCUACGUGAGAGAUGCCAACGACGACCCUCAGUCUAUUCAAUAUUUGAUUGGCAGAAUGCGACAAUACAAAAAGCCUCCUUUUUCUAUGAAUCGAUUCAUGGGUAUGUUGAUGGUUGGAUACUCUUGGGGACAAAUGAUGAUGCUAGCAAUACCUCCUGAAGAGUUUUGGGGCAUCAAUUGGAAAUAUUUUAACUGGUUGGUUCCUAUUGUAGUAGCUCUUGGUGUUUGGACCGUUGGUAAUAUUGGUCGUGAACAGGGUGCCUUGAAAUGGCCAUUGAUUGCAGCAUUGGCUGCAUAUCCCGUUCGCUAUUACGUCUACGAUGAAACACUCUGGUUUACAUUUAUGAAUAUGGCUGCAGCAUUGGCUUUUGAUACAUUAAGCAAGGAAUGGCGCAGAACACCUCAUAAGAAAACACAUUUUGCCAAGCGGGUGGCAAUAUUAAGUUUGUGUGCCAGUUUGUACAUAUCGCUGUGGUGUGGCUAUUUAUACUUCCAUGGAACCUUAACUGAUAGUGAUGGUGAUGAAAUACCCAUAUAUGAAGCUUUACAUCACUUCCAUACAAGCCCAUGGUGGCUUGAUUUAAAACAAAGCCUCUUGGAUACCUAUCAAUACGCCCAGCAUCAUGGCUGGUAUGAGGUUUGGAAGCAAAUAAUUGAUCUGUCUGAUCCACACGGGGAACAAAAUGCCUACAAAGUACUAGGCUUGGGCUUUGACGCAAGUCAGCAAGAGAUAACGUUAACUUGGAGGAAAUUAUCUCGGGAGAAUCAUCCCGACAAAGUUAAGGAUGCUAAACUGCGGCGCGCGGCUCAAGAACGGUUCAUGGAAAUCCAAGAAGCUUACGAAAUACUCUCUAAUAGUAAACACAGAAGAAACAGACGGAACAAGAAAGACAAUUCUGAUUUACAUGAAGAUCCGAAUAAGUCCGUCAAAUCUCAGUAA
Pieris macdunnoughi is the source of this 1131-nucleotide messenger RNA. The record is from the annotation of a GenBank genome assembly. Lineage: Eukaryota; Metazoa; Arthropoda; Insecta; Lepidoptera; Pieridae.